Sinocyclocheilus rhinocerous is the source of this 5963-nucleotide messenger RNA. Its product is annotated as thrombospondin type-1 domain-containing protein 7A-like. The record is from RefSeq and is a predicted model, not a curated record. Bases 350 to 5188 code for a protein of 1612 amino acids. Lineage: Eukaryota; Metazoa; Chordata; Actinopteri; Cypriniformes; Cyprinidae. Gene Ontology annotation, cellular component: plasma membrane. Gene Ontology annotation, biological process: actin cytoskeleton organization. The transcript has 28 exons.
ACACAGUAGCCGCACAAGCAGCGAGCUGAGCUGAGGGAUCUAUUGUUCCUCUAGCUUUUUUAUUUUUUCUGCUCCACUCAGACCUCAUUCUUCUCCACUGACACAGAGAACACAGUGAAGAAGAAAUAAAAGGAGGGAAAAUAGAGGAGUAAGUGGAGAAAGAUAGAGACAAGUGGAUUACCCUUUCCUGGAGGAACCGCGUACAGAAGAGUGAGAGGGACAAUAGCAGGCACACUUUCCCCUGUGCCGCAUCUUCUCGUGCAUACAUCUCCUGCUGAGUGUGUGUGUAUCGUGCGGGUCUGUUUGGCCAGACUUGAUCCGUGUGGAUCUAUCUGGCCGUGCUGAAGCCAUGGGGCUGGCCAGCAGGGCAGCAGGAAGAGGGGGCACUUCAGCAUGGGCUCUUGCCACCCUCUUCAGAGUAGCUCUGCUCUUUUUUGGGCUAUGGGAUGUCCAGACGCAAACAGUCGCCAACACAAAAUCCACCUACAUCUGGCAAACAGGGCCAUGGGGUAGGUGCAUGGGCAGCGAGUGUGGUCCAGGUGGAAGUCAAAGCCGAGCAGUUUGGUGUGCCCAUUCCGAGGGCUGGACCACAUUACACACCAACUGCCAGCAAUCGGAGCGGCCCAGCAACCAACAGAGCUGCUUCCGGGUGUGCGAUUGGCACAAAGAGCUAUACGACUGGCAGCUAGGGGCCUGGAACCAGUGUGUGCCGGUGUCUAUGCGCAGUGCGGGAGUGCCAAGGCCAGCGGUGUGCACUCGGGGCGAAGAGGGCAUCCAGACGCGGGAAGUGGGCUGCGUGCACAAGUCGGAUGGCGUUCCUGCGGAAGAUGCCAUCUGCGAGUACUUUGAGCCCAAGCCACGGUUAGAGCAGGCCUGCCUUAUCCCGUGCCCACGCGACUGCGUGGUGUCCGAAUUCUCCCCAUGGACGUCCUGCUCCAAGAGUUGUGGGAUGGGUCUGCAGAACCGCUUGCGUUGGGUUUUAGCCCCACCACUUUUUGGCGGUUCGGCUUGCCCCAACCUCACAGAGUUCCGCACCUGCCAGCCGGACCCCUGCGAGGGUGAGGAGAGCCUGUACAGCAUGAGGGUGGGACCUUGGGGCCCCUGCAUCGCUUCACCUAUACGACACGCCCGGGAAACCCGAGAAGGUAGAGAGUUGAAACCAGAACGUAAGGCAAAAAGGGACCGGCAGGCCAGGCAGGAGCGUCAGGGCAAGCGGCGCAAAAACAAAGAGAAAAAGGAGGUGAAGGAAAACAAAGGAGAACGUGUGAGGGACAGGGUCAGGGUGAAGGGAAGGAUGAGGGACCCUGAGACUCGAGAGCUCAUCAAAAAGAAGAGGACGAGGAAUCGGCAGAAUCGCCAGGGCUUGAAGUCCUGGGACCUGCAGGUGGGCUACCAGACCCGGGAGGUGACGUGUGUUCACCGAAGCGGAAGCAUAACGGCGCUCAGCCAUUGUAACCAGCAGACUCUUCCUGUGACAUAUCAAGCCUGUGUUAUCCCAAAGGACUGUGAAGUGACCGAGUGGUUGGACUGGUCUGCCUGCUCAAAGGAGUGCUAUGAUCUGAAUGGGCGUAAGGGACAGAGGACACGCAUGCGUCAGGUGAAGCAGUUCUCAGUGGGUGGAGGAGCCGAGUGUCCUGAGCUGGAGGAGAGUGAACCGUGUUCUCCUCAAGGAGAAGGAAUCCCGCCAUGUAUAGUGUAUAAUUGGCGAACCACAGAGUGGAGUGACUGCAGGGUGGACGUGCUCCUCAGCCAACAGGACCGUCGCCGGAGCAACCAGACAGGGCUCUGUGGAGGCGGGGUUCAAACCAGGGAGGUCUACUGUGUUCAAGCCCCCACUGAAACCUCAUCUAACCUCAGCUCCCUCAAGAACAAAGACGCCUUGCGGCCAGUGAACAGUGACCUGUGUCUGGGCGUUUCUCCUAACACCACCCAGCUCUGCCAUAUUCCCUGUCCUGUGGAGUGUGAUGUGUCCUCCUGGAGCGCAUGGGGGCCCUGCACCUUUGAAAACUGCCAGGAUCAGUCCACAAAGAAAGGUUUCAAACUGAGGAAAAGGAAAAUUAUGAAUGAGCCCACAGGUGGCACAGGAAAUUGCCCCCACCUGACGGAGGCAAUUCCCUGUGAGGAGCCCAGUUGCUAUGAAUGGCUGCUGGUGAAGCUGGAGGAAUGUGUGCCUGACAAUGACAAAGCAUGUGGACCGGGAACCCAGAACCCACAAGUACAGUGCGUCAACAGUGAUGGUGAAUACGUGGACAGGCAGCUGUGCCGGGAUGCCAUUCUUCCCAUGCCUAUGCUGUGUGAGGUGCCCUGCCCCAAAGACUGUGUGCUCAGUCCCUGGACUUCAUGGUCUCUGUGCUCCAAUACCUGCUCAGGGAAGAACUCAGAGGGCAAGCAGACCAGAUCACGCUCCAUUCUGGCCUACAACGCUGGGGACGGGCCAUUACUGUGGCUGUGCUGCUCACGGUGUCCAGAGAGUCUGCGUCCAGAUACUGUAAGACCAUGUCUUUUGCCCUGCAAGAGAGACUGCAUUGUCACUCCGUACAGUGAUUGGACACCCUGCCCUUCCACCUGCCAGACAGGUGGUGCUGUCAAAAAGAAGCAAUCAAGGAAGCGCAUUAUCAUUCAGCUUCCAGUUAACGGGGGCCAAGACUGUCCAGAAGUGCUCUUCCAGGAGAAGGAAUGUGAUGCCUCAGUUGUUUGUUCAGGCUACAGGUGGAAAACCCACAAGUGGCGCAGGUGUCAGCUUGUGCCCUGGGCCAUUCGUCAGGACAGUCCUGGAGCACAAGAGACAUGUGGACCAGGACUACAGGCUAGAGCCGUAUCAUGUAAGAAGUUGGAUGGUGGACCUGCAGACGUUGCGGCCUGUCUUAAGUUUGCGGGUCCUAUGCCUCAACUCACUCAGUCCUGCCAGCUUCCAUGUCAGGAUGACUGCCAGCUGACUACCUGGUCCAAAUUCUCAUCCUGCGCUGCUGAUUGUGUGGGUGUCCGAACUAGGAAAAGGACCCUUGUUGGUAAAAGCAAAAAGAGAGAACAAUGUAAAAACACACAGAUGUAUCCUCUGAGUGAAACCCAGUACUGCCCCUGCAACAAGUACAAUGCCCAGCCCGUGGGGAACUGGUCCGACUGCAUCCUGCCCGAGGGUGGGCGAGUAGAGGGCCUUUUGGGUAUGAAAGUGCAAGGUGAUAUCAAGGAGUGUGGCCAGGGUUACCGGUUUCAAGCCAUGGUGUGCUACGACCAGGACAACCGCCUCGUGGAGACGUCACGUUGCAACAGUCACGGUUACAUAGAGGAAGCGUGUAUCAUUCCAUGUCCAUCUGACUGUAAGCUCAGCGAGUGGUCAAACUGGUCCCGUUGCAGUAAGUCCUGUGGCAGUGGAGUCAAAGUACGGUCCAAGUGGCUUCGGGAGAAACCUUAUAACGGUGGCAGACCCUGCCCCAAACUGGACCAUGUUAAUCAGGCUCAGGUGUAUGAAGUGGUACCCUGUCUGAGUGACUGCAGUCAGUAUGUCUGGGUGGCUGAGCCGUGGAGUGUCUGGAAGGUCAGUAAUGUUGAUCUGAAGGAGAACUGCGGGGAAGGUGUACAGACGAGGAAAGUUAGGUGCAUGCAAAACACUGUUGAUGGACCUUCAGACCCUGUAGAAGACUAUCUCUGUGAUCCAGAGGAGAUGCCGCUUGGAGCCCGAGAGAGCAAGUUGCCCUGUCCUGGGGACUGCGUUUUGACUGACUGGGGCCCUUGGAGUCGAUGCCUAUUGCCAUGCAAUGUCAAUAGUACAAGACAGAGGACUGCCAGCCCUAUACGUCAGCCUGGGGAAAGGAAACAGUGUCCUUCAACUACAGAGAAAGAAAUAUGCACCCUGAACACCAACUGCUUCCAUUACUCCUAUAAUAUUACAGACUGGAGCACAUGUCAGCUGAGGGAACGAGCCGUAUGCGGGGUUGGAUUCAAGACACGUAUGCUGGACUGUGUUCGCAGUGACGGCAAGUCUGUGGACCUGAAGUUUUGCGAGGAGCCUGGUCUUGAGAAAAAAUGGCAGAUGAAUGCUUCCUGUGUGGUCGAGUGCCCUGUCAACUGCCAGCUGUCUGAUUGGUCGUCCUGGUCUGAAUGCUCUCACACCUGUGGUCUUGCAGGGAAGCUCUGGAGAAGGAGAACUGUAAUCCAGGCCUCUCAGGGUGAUGGACGGCCAUGUUCCUCACAGCUGGAACAGUGGAAGCCCUGUCCUGUUAAACCCUGCUACAGCUGGAGAUACAGCGCCUGGUCUCCAUGCAGAUCUGAGGGUGCACGGUGUGGAGAGGGCCUGCGCUUCAGGAACGUGUCCUGCUUUGUGUCCGAUGGCUCGGGGAAGGAUCCGGGCAGUAUGGUGGAUGAGGAACUGUGCGGAGACCUGGAGCAGACAGUGGAUGAGGACAAACAGAUCAUCCUGCAAGAGUCCUGCACGGUGCCCUGCCCAGGUGAGUGUUACCUGACAGACUGGACUGUGUGGAGCCCGUGUCAGCUGAGCUGUAUCAGCGGGGACGAUCUGGGCUUCGGUUCGAUGCAGGUGCGUUCUCGUGCUGUUCUAGCUCAGGAACCCGAGAACCUUCUUCAGUGCCCAGAACAGGAAUGGGAAGCCAGGCCAUGUACAGAGGGCCAGUGUUAUGAGUACAAAUGGAUGACCGGUCCAUGGAAAGGCUCGUCUCGACAAGUCUGGUGCCAGCGCUCUGAUGGAUUGAAUGUCACAGGUGGAUGCCUGUUGACAAGCGAGCCGGUAUCUGACAGGUCAUGUGACCCAGCCUGCGUCAAACCUCGCACCUACUGCACUGAGGCUGGUGUAUGCGGCUGUGAGGAGGGUUACACUGAGGUGAUGACGUCUGAUGGAAUGCUGGACCAGUGCACGGUCAUACCAGUGCUUGAGAUCCCCACCGCAGGAGACAGUAAGGCUGACGUGAAGACGAUCAUAGCCCUCAACCCCACUCAGCCCUCCGCCAACCUGCCAGGCCGCUCCGGACGCACCUGGUUCCUGCAGCCCUUCGGACCCGAUGGCAAACUGAAGACCUGGGUGUAUGGUGUGGCAGCUGGAGCUUUUGUACUGCUAGUGUUCAUUGUCUCUAUGACUUACUUAGCCUGCAAAAAGCCAAAGAAGCCCCAGAGAAGACAGAUGAACAACAGACUCAAGCCUCUGACGCUGGCUUACGAUGGCGAUGCUGACAUGUAGCCUAACCACGUUUGCUUUGUACUACAGAUACUCGCCUCCUUUCACAGUCGGCCAUCGGUACAAGCCUCGAACUAGGAGACUCGCACAAACUCACCGACUGCUUUUUAUAAAACGCUAAUGGAACCUCAGAGAGAGACUCGAUCCAUGUUUAUAUAAUGUUUCUCCCCCCUCCUUUUUUACGUUCAAGUUUUUUUUUUUUGUUUUUUUACUUUAUUUCACGAGAGCCUUCAUAAACUCGUCAAAAAUCUUCGUCGGGAAGUCUGCCUUCACCUCUCUGCCAUUGACAUCUUUCUGUAACAUAGACUUGUCUUUCGGGAGGAAAGUUGCAGGACCCUUUUUAAAUUGGGAAGUUUUUUGCUGAGAAAGCACAAAAUAUGCCCGUCUCCUGUUUAGUCGCCCUUCUUGUCAGCUCUUGCAAUAUGUACAUUGUCUGUGGCUGUUGGGAGGUCGCAUGUUCAUACAACCAAAAUACACCAUUAACUUGCUAGUCGAAUUUUCAGCCCUGAAACAUUCUUUGAUUUCUGUCGGAUCCUUCUUCGCAUCAAUAUUAUGUGAUCAGAAGGAUUAAAGACUGCAGAUUGAAUGGGCUCACUAGCGCCCCCUAUAUAAACUCUGGCCUGCCUUUCCUCCUUUCUGUAUUCAGGCUCCAUUUUGCACUAUAUUAGUGCAGCAUGAACAUUUACUUAUAGCAUUGCCAUAGAAAACUGCCUCUCGCAAAGCAAGAUGAUGUACAGUCUUGUGCUAGACACAUUUCUUACAAAAAAAAAAAAAAAAA